AUGGCCGAACCGCAAGAUCAGGAGAUCACUCUGGAGGACGAGUAUGACGAGGAAGCCGACAGUGACUUCGAGGCAGAAGGGUCUGAUGCUGAGAAUCCGUCAUCUGCGUCCGAGGAUGAAGAGGGCGGCAUCGCAGAUGCGCCUGAGCGGCCCCGCAAAAGACGAAAGACAGAAAAGACGCAGGGAGUGUUGAUCACCGAGCUCGAUUCAGGUGACGAAGCAACUAUUCGGGCGCAGAAGAAGGACCAAAAGAAGGUUGAAAACGCGAAGGGCGCUGCAGCAGAAGACGCUGGAAAUCAGACAGAGGAAUGGCGAGCUCGCACUCGUGCAAUGCGUACAAAAGAGAAAGAGGAGCGAACAAGACGCAAGCUAGCAUCAAGCAAAGGCAGCACCAUUGACGUGGACAAACUAUGGGAAGAGAUGAACAGGCCGGCGUCACUGCCUCCACCGCGCAUUGAAGAGGACGACCAAGCUCUCAACCAAGUACAGCAGUCAGGUCUCACAGACAAUUCCAGAAGUCUGAACAUUGUCAGCGGAGAUAGCGAGAAGGAGAAUGUGCCAGCCAACAACGGGGAAGCGACAAUCACAAUCAAGAGGGCGUACAAGUUUGCUGGUGAAGUGCACGUUGAAGAGAAGACUGUCCUCAGAUCGUCAGCAGAGGCACAGUUGUGGCUCUCUCAACAGCGACCUUCAGAAGGCAAUGGCCCGGCAGCCAAUGGAAAGCUUGUCAAUCGGCCACUGCGUAAAUUUUCGCGCUUCGACCCGAACCUCAGCAACAUGGACGCCUUCAAAGGCGCCUGGGGUGCUAGAAACGUGCAGAACACCAAGUUCAGAGGUCCUAAGCUGAAUGUCGUGGAGAAGAGCAAGAUGGACUGGGCUGAGCACGUUGAUACUGAGGGUCUGAAAGAGGAGCUGGAUUUGCAUGCCAAAGCAAAGGAGGGCUAUCUGACGAGAAUGGACUUCUUGAGAGGAGUCGAAGAGCGCAGAGAUGCUGAAGCCAGGGCGGUAAGACUCAGAGCACGUUGA
This is a messenger RNA of Cladophialophora yegresii CBS 114405, 1026 nucleotides long. RefSeq lists its product as uncharacterized. The record is from RefSeq and is a predicted model, not a curated record. The coding region runs from base 1 to 1026 and encodes 341 amino acids. NCBI's taxonomy places the organism in Eukaryota, Fungi, Ascomycota, Eurotiomycetes, Chaetothyriales, Herpotrichiellaceae. The transcript has a single exon.